AAUCAAUUUUGAGAAACUGUCAAAAUAAAAAAUAUUUUGAAUAUUUAAAUCUGUAAAUUAAAAAUUAUUCAAGAAAUGUUUCUUAUAUCAAUAUGAUAUAUAUAUAUAAAUAAAAAUCUAGUGUAAAACCACUUGUAUUCGCGUUUGCGCAUUUUAUUGCAUAUAUAUAGGUAUAUACAAAUUUAUUCUCACGAGUGACGUCACGACUUUAUAGGGCAUAUUGUUUAUAAAUUGGAUGCUGUAUUCGACUAAAAUUAGUGAUAAUACGAAAAUGUGAAGAAAAAUUGUGAUACUUUGAAUAAUCGAAAUUUUUAAGUAAAAUUCAUGUUUCUCGAUAAUAUCUAUAUUCUUCAGAGAAAAUGGAAUAUAAAUUGAAUUAUACGAACAACAUAAGCAUAUGUCUACUCAUAAAUCUUGUGUCUUUGCACUAAUUACAUUAUUUUUAUAAUGUCUUUAAACUGCAACAAACGAGUGUAAAUCUCACAAUACAUUUAUUGGAAAUGUGCUGAGUGAUAAAAAACAAUUUUGACAAAAAUUUUUUUCCUGAGUCGAAAAAAACAUGGACAAUUCUUCCGACUCAUCAAAUUGUGAAUUCGAUUCCAUAAAAUCUGGAGAAUCACUGAUGCAUUUAAUUGACGAUGAAUUACAUUCACAUUGUUCGAUUUCCAAUUUAUUAUCAAAUGUUGUUGACGACGAAUCAAUUAAUAAGCGUGCCACUUCCCUUGAAUUGGCAAAUGAACGUCUUCGCAUUGAUAUGGAGAAUCUGCGAAUAGAAUUAAAUACAAAAAUUGCUGCCAAUCAAGGUUUAAAGGAUAAAAUAACAGUGCUUUAUGUCGAUGCACAAGCAUCAUUGCAAGAAAAACGAAAAUUGGAAAUUAAUUUAAAAAAUCUUGAAAGUCAAUUAUUAAUUUCUGAAAAUUCAACAAAAUGGUAUCAAAAACAAUUACAUCAAGUUGAGGCAAGUAAAAAAACAUUACAAAUUGAAGUUGAAACUUAUCAAGAAAUGUUAAAACAGAAACAACAAUUGGUGGCAAAUAUUAUUUUAAAAUGUUCACAAUUAAAUAAUGAAUAUGCAAAUUUAGUUACGAAAUAUAAAGAGGAAAAGAAUUAUUUACAAAAUGAAAUUAAUAAUCAACAAUUAAAUAUAAAAAAGAAGGAUUUUAUGGAAAUUAUUUCUACUGAAAAUCAAGAUGAUAAUUCAAUGAAAUUAGAAACAAUAGAAGAGGAAUUACGUGUAACGAAAGUACAACAACGUGAUUUGGAGGAAAAACUUUUAAAUUCUGAGGCUAAAAAAACAUGUAUGGAAAAUACAUUUUUAAAACAAUGUUCAAUAAUUUCAUCAAUGGAUGAUAAUCAACAGAGGCUUGUUAGUGAGAAAAAUGAAUUGGAAUUACAUUUAAGAGAGAUGAAUAUUGAAAUUGAGAAAUUUAAAUCAAAUCAAAAUACUGCUGAAUUGGCUUUGACAAUAUCGAAGCAAAAUCAAAUUCAAGUAGAGGAGGCAAUUUCUGAAUUGCAAAUUCAACUUUCAAAAAUGUUAACGCAAUAUAAACAUGUUAAAACAAGAAAUUUGGAUCUUGAGGAGAAAGUUACUUUGAUGCAAGAGGCUUUAGAUGAGAGCAAAAGGCUCAAGUUACUUUCUUUCAAUGCGAAUAGUUCACUUUUGCAAAAAUUAAAAAAAGAAAAGCAAAAAGUCAAAAAGUUUGAGUGUUUGCUGAAUAAAAAGCAGAAUAUUCAAAGGCCGGAUGAGGAAAAUAAAACAGACAAUUCUGUGGAAAAUUGUCUUCAACAAGCCCUUAAUAAAAACAAGGAGUUAAAGGAACAAUUAAAAUCAAUAACGAGAGUUUCAGAAGAAAGUGUUGACGAGGGUUACGGGGAUGGAACAUCAUUGGGACCCACGGCAAAUUUACCAUCAUCUCCGGCACUUAAUCCAGUAUUAUUAUUAAAAAUUAAUGACAUUCUUUACAAAAGUAAACAUUUAAUGAAUCCAAUUCAAACGGGAGUCAAUGAAUUACAAAUGAAAAUCGAAAAAUUCAAGGAGGAACAAAAUUCCAAAAUUCUUCUUCCCUCGACAAAUUUUUAUAAUAAUCGAUCAAUUUCAACAAUCUCGUCUCCUAAUAACACCAGAACUUUAGUAUAAAAAAAUAGCAAUUUUAUUCUAAUUUAUUAUCUUUCUCUGUGACUGAAGUAAUUUUUUUUUUUCCAAUGAUUUUAAGAUAUUCAAGGAAAAUUAAAAUUUGAAUUUUUAAUUUAAAAUCCUCUAAUUAAUUUCAAGAUUAAAGUUAAAAAGAAAUUUCCUCCGUAAUCAUUGUUAAUAGUUUAAUUAUUUUUAAAUAAAUAUUGAAACUAAAAAACUUUUCAAAUGAUAAAAGUAAAAAGAAAAAAUUGUUACAGUUACAGAUUUUUUUUAUUUUUUCGUUGUUUUGCAUGUUGUAGAGAAAAAUUAACUUAUUUAGAUUGCAAUUGUUAUUUAAAAUAAUUUCCAUUUCUAGAUGCGUAUAAUCAAAGAGUAAUAUAUAUAUUAUAUAUAGAUAAAUUUUAGACCUAUAUGUCAUGUGAUAGUUUAAAUUAUUUUUUCUAAUUAAUUAAUCAAAAAUAUGUUUUUUUUAAAAAGAAAGAAAUAGAUUCUUUACACGUAGAAGUUUUUUUUUCUUCUAAUUCUUAAGAAUCUUAUUGUUGAUAAUCAUGUGUCAAAUGUAGAUAUAUUUAAUAGAUAUUAGAAAUUAUUAUAGAUUUAUAAUAUAAACAUACGAAAGGGUAUUAUUUUUGAAAGUGAUUCGCGGUCAAAAAUUGUAAUUACAUUGAAGAGUGUUUUUGCAUAUUUUUAAAAUUCAUUAUAGAAAAUACAAAUUAGUAUAUAAAAAUAAAAUUAAUAUACCUUUAGAAUUAAAAACAAUCUUAUAUUAAAAAAAAAAAAUAAAUAAAUCUUAAGUAGAAUUUUAUGUUUAAAAAAUUAGAAUAGAUUUUUAUUAAUUUUCACAUUGUGUACUUAUAUCAGUAUUUUUUUUCGCAAAGAUGUAAAGAUUUAAUAUAAAUUUAAUUCAAAAGUUUUGAUAAUAACUAAUUUUGUCUACAAAAUCAAAAUUUGUAAUUAAAUUUUUUUUUUUCUAACACUUUAAUAACCAAAGAAUCAGAAACAUAAAAAAUUCCAUAAAAUUGCUUUCAUUUCGUUUACUUGGGGAAUUAAAAAUAGAAAAUUAUCUUAGUUUUGUUCCGCUGCAAUUAAGUUAAUAAAAUAAUAAUCUUAUGCGUAAAGAUUGAAUUUGAAAAAAUGCUACAAAAAAAAAAAGAAGUGAAUAUGUAUAAUAUUUUUUUAUUUUAAGUAAAGUUUUACAGAAUUCGAUUUUGCCACAUUAAAAGGCAAAAAAAAAAAAAAACACACACACACAGUGAUUUAAAAAUUUAUAAAUGUUUUGUAAUUAUAUAUUAUUUAAUAUUUAUUGUGCAAUCCAAAAAGCAGUAUUCAAUGAGGAAAAAAUUUGUUAAUAAAGUCAUUUUUCUGUAAAAA
This is a messenger RNA of Leptopilina boulardi, 3505 nucleotides long. Its product is annotated as cilia- and flagella-associated protein 58-like. Bases 560 to 2137 code for a protein of 525 amino acids. The transcript is spliced from 5 exons. NCBI's taxonomy places the organism in Eukaryota, Metazoa, Arthropoda, Insecta, Hymenoptera, Figitidae. The record is from RefSeq and is a predicted model, not a curated record.